GUGCGCGCGGCCCUCGACGCCGGGCUGCUGGACGCCUCGGGGAAGUGGUCGGCGCAGCUGGCGGCGCUCCGCGGCGAGCUGAGGUCGGAGCUGGGCGGCAGGCUGGACGAGCUGGCCGAGCGGAUGCGGCUCCAGGCCUCGAGGCUCGAGCAUGUGGAGGCUGCGAUCGGAGGGCACGAGGAGUCCCUGGAGCGCACCGCGGGGCUGUUGCGGGACCAUGAGGAGCAUCUGCAGGGCCUGCAGGCUGGCCUGGAGGACGAGCGCGUCGCUGGGCGCUC
Prorocentrum cordatum is the source of this 278-nucleotide messenger RNA. NCBI's taxonomy places the organism in Eukaryota, Dinophyceae, Prorocentrales, Prorocentraceae. The record is from the annotation of a GenBank genome assembly.